Messenger RNA from Diprion similis, 1608 nucleotides. RefSeq lists its product as uncharacterized. Bases 273 to 782 code for a protein of 169 amino acids. Lineage: Eukaryota; Metazoa; Arthropoda; Insecta; Hymenoptera; Diprionidae. The transcript is spliced from 6 exons. The record is from RefSeq and is a predicted model, not a curated record.
UUGACAUGAUGACGAGACGCCGUGACCACACCUUCUAGCGGGUGAAACAAUCUCCGCCAACGACACUUGCUAGUGUCAACAGAUAGCAUUUUUGAAACGAACAAUCGCGCGAAAUAUUGGAACGAGGGAAUUAAACUACUAAAGGUAAAAGCCCCGAAUCCCGCAGACUUCCUAAUCGUGAAGCGAACAAACAACGCGACAUUCUUGCUGUGCAACAGACGCGUCCCACUUAUCAAAACAAACGGGAGUGUCUUUAGGUUAGACGUUGAAAAAUGGUCCUUCUCAAGUCCUGCUGGUCGCCCUGCAUAUGGACGAACAGCGUCGAAACUGGCAGCAAAGCGAUUGCCUAUUACACAUCUGCGCUGAGCAUUGUUUUAAUUACUUUGAUAUGCUAUCAAAUGAAUGGCGGGGAUUCGACGCAGUUGUACAAUCCCUUGUUUGAGGCAGACGUUCGGUUAUCCAUGCAGAUAUGGGGUACACUUUUCAUACUAUAUUUUGUGGGCCUAAUCGGGGCGUCCGUAGCGAUGGUUCGUGGCAUGCAUCUGGGGAUAAGAGGGAUGAUGAUUCCGUGGCUGAGCAUGUGGUUCAUCAUUUGUUUGUUCCAACUUAUUUUUGGACUCUGGCUUCUCGGCGGCUAUUACAUCUAUCUUCAAGGAGUAUUUGCAACGUUGUGUAACUGGUUGUGGAUGUCGUAUAACAUUUACUGCUGGCUCUGCGUCUACUCUGUAUGGCAGAUAUUGACCGAGAUGCAGUCGCCCAACAUUGAGCUUUUGUGGCCGUGAAUACGGUUUUCGUCCAUUUGAAGAGUAUUACAAGUAAUAAAUACAAACCUUACAAAUUAGUUUUAUAAAAUCAACAUACUUACGUCUGUUGAUUUAUGAGUAAGUGUACGGCGACACGGAAGCAAAUGAGAAGACGGAACGAUUUUUUAUGGUGAGAAAAAAAUUACCAGUUUUACAUAUAUGAAAUAAUAUUUCACAUGCUGCUAAGAAUGACUCUUUUUUAUUCAAGACGAUAACUUUUUGUAACAUAAUCAGUAAUAUUGGUACAUUGCUUCCGUACCGCUUCGUAGGUUGUAGAAAAAAUUUACACAUAAUGUUUUUACAGACCGAAGACUGAAAUGGUUUGAUACCUGAUCAGCCACCCGUCCAAAUUCGGUCCAAAAAAUAGCUUUUAGCAUAUAAUACUAUAUUUACUUUGUUGCGUAGAAUGCCGUAGAUAAGACAGAAAGGUAAGGAAGAAUACUGAAUCGAUUCAUACAUAUAUAAUAUUUUUAUUUACACGAAAAAGAAUCUCUAGCUGCCUACAUAUUAUAUAUAUGAUAUAUAUUCAUUACUUUUUAGGUAUGUACUAUCGUGUCUGAUAUUUUUGUACAAAACUAGACCGUAUACACAUUCCCUAUAUGAGACUAAAUCCGUUUAUAGUUAUGGUGAAGUUGAAUGUAAGGAAUGUCGAUGCAUCGUUACGACUUUGACUUUGACUUUUGAUAGACUUUAGACUCAUGCAUGAAAAUGAACCGAAGUAACCUGCUAUUAGGAGAAAUAGAAAACUCAAAACAUAGUGGAACCUUGACGAAUGUACGAUAUGACAACAUUUAAGUUAUGUUAU